CUCAGCGGUCAAACAGCGGCAGACUCAGUACUCCGUAGUCUUCAAUAUGGUUCGGAUGUCGCCGAACGUGAGCUUUGUUCUGGCCCUGACUAUAACUUUGGCCACCGUAUAUGUUAACGCGUGUCCAUCGAAGUGUUUGUGCUUUAAGACAACUGUAAGAUGUAUGUUUUUACAAUUGGAUACCAUACCCGACAGAAUUCCCCCAACCACUACUGUACUUGAUUUAAGAUUUUGUAAAAUAAAAAACAUUGAUAAGACAUCGUUAGCUCAUCUCACAGAAUUAAGUACUUUAUUGUUAAAUAAUAAUCAAAUUGAGAAAUUGCAAAAUGAUGUGUUUAAAAAUUUACAAAAACUUCAAUUUUUAUAUUUGUACAAAAAUAAAAUUGAUCAUAUCGAACCAAGAGCUUUUCUGGGCUUAUCAAAUUUGGAGCAAUUAUACUUACAUUUCAAUAAAAUUGAAAACAUUUAUGUUAAUAUGUUCAGCGAUUUGACGAAAUUGGAAAGAUUGUUCUUGCAAAAUAAUAGAAUUAAGAAGAUACCUUCAGGAACUUUCGAUUCAUUAAAAUCAUUGAAACGUUUGAGACUAGAUAAUAAUCUAUUAUCAUGUGACUGUGAUAUGAUGUGGUUAGCUAAUGUAUUGAAAAAGAAUCAUGAUUCAAGUGAAGCAGGGGAAUUCGCAGUUACUUGUCAAUAUCCUACAGAAAUGAAUGGAAAAUCAAUUAUGGAAAUGACAGAAUCUGAUUUUAAUUGUGGUCAAUUAAGAUUUAAAGAAGAGCCAAAUGAUGUAUCGGUUUUCGUAGGAGGUUCAGCAUUCUUUCCAUGUAAAGUAGAGGGUGACCAAGAUGUAGAAGUUGUUUGGAUGCAUGAUCACAAUGAGAUCGAUAUGAAAGAUUCUAAAUAUUCAAUGACGGAUCAUGGACUUAUGGUUAAGUCAACUUCAACACAAGAUGUUGGUAUUUAUGAGUGUAUGAUAAAGAAACAUAGUAUUGAAUUAAAAUCAAAACCAGCAAAAAUGGUUUUGGAAUCCAGUGUAUCUGAUUCUUCACCUAUAAUACUACAGAGUCCUAAAGCAAAGACAUUACUGGAGGGUGAAAAGUUGACUCUUUUUUGUCACGUCAUCGGAACACCCGAGCCUCAAGUUACUUGGCAAAAAGAUGACAUUGAAUUGCUUAUUAAUUCAAGAGUUCAGGUUCUCGAAGAUAAUAGUUUAGUUAUUAAGGAAUUAGAAAAAACAGACGUAGGUCUUUAUAAAUGUGUAGCAUCUAAUUAUCUUGGACAGGUUUCAUCUGAAGCAAUGGUCAAUAUAAAUGUCCCGCCGGUUAUCAUAAGUACUACUCAUGAUUUAACGGUUAAAACUGGAACUACGGUAGAACUUCAAUGUAUAACUGACGGUCAUCCAACCCCUGUGAUAACAUGGUUUAAAGACGGCAAGUCAAUAACGCCAGGCCCAAGAAUAUCAUUCCACAAUGAUAGAGCUACAGUACGUCUAGAUUAUGUAAAAGAGAGUGAUAAAGGUAUGUUUACUUGUGUGGCUCAAAACUUAGCAGGAACAGCAGAAAGUAACACGGAGUUAAAAGUCAGAGGAUUUGGUCCUAGAAAACCUAAAUUAGUCAUCAAACCAUUUGAUAUGGAAGCUCCACAGCGAACUAGCAUUGAAGUUCCUUGCAAGGCAGAUGGAGAACCAAUUCCUAUUAUUACUUGGACAAAAGAUGGAGUUGAUUUAAUAAAAGACCAAAAUCAUAAAAUUAAUAUCAUUGGAAGUUUACGUUUAUAUAAUUUAUCGUUUACUGAUUCGGGUGUUUAUGAGUGUACGGCAAAAAACAACCAUGGACAAGAUUCAGCCAGGGGCAUUAUUGAAGUCUUAGGUGAUGUUUUAGAACAUUCUCCGGGUGAUCGAUAUGUGAACCUGGCCUUUAAGGAGGCUACUUUAGAAGUAGACCGAGCUGUUAAUGCUACCAUAGAAUCAUUAUUUGGAAAAAACGAAAAAGUUCACAAUCCUGCCAUUUUAAUGAGAUUAUCUAGGUAUCCCGAUGUAGUAGCUAGAGACAUUGUAAAGUCAGCUGAUAUAUUUGAACGUACACUAGCUAAUGUUCGUAAGCACGUACAGGCUGGUCUUAAAAUUAAUUUAACUGAAAACUUUUCGUAUAGAGAUCUUUUGUCUAUUGAACAACUUGACUUGAUUGCCAAUUUAUCUGGAUGUUUAAGACACCAAAAUAAACCCAAUUGCAGUGAUAUGUGUUUUCAUACUAAGUAUCGUACUAUUGAUGGAACGUGUAAUAAUUUACAAAACCCAAUGUGGGGUGCUUCUUUAACUCCGUUUAGAAGAAUUAUGAAACCUAUAUAUGAAAAUGGAUUCAAUACUCCUAUUGGUUGGACUAAAGGAAUGAAGUAUUACGGAUAUGAAAAACCUGGAGCUAGAUUGGUGUCAACUUCUAUUAUUCGAACCACUGAAAUAACCACAGAUGAUGAAAUAACUCAUAUGGUAAUGCAGUGGGGUCAGUUUUUAGAUCACGAUCUAGAUCAUGCCAUACCAUCAACUACCAAAGAAAGCUGGGAAGGUUUGGAUUGUAAAAAAACAUGUGCUUAUUCUUUUCCCUGUUUUCCAAUGGAUGUUCCACCUAAUGAUGAUCGAAUAAAAAAUCGUAAAUGUAUGGACUUCAUUAGAAGUAGUGCUAUAUGUGGAACUGAUACAACAUCCGUUUUUUUCGAUAAGUUACAACCUAGGGAACAAAUAAAUCAAUUAACUGCUUUUAUAGAUGGAUCACAAAUUUAUGGAUUUACUAGUGACCGUUCUUUCAUAUUAAGAGAAGUUCAAACAGGAUUAGGUUUGAUGCGAGGUGGUAUUUCUUCUGGCUCAGGCAAAGAAAUGCUUCCUAUAGCUGGCGUUGAUGAAAUGGAUUGUCGAAGAGAUUUAACUGAAAGUACGACGGGAUGUUAUUUAGCAGGUGAUAUACGAGCUAAUGAACAGGUAGGACUAUUAGCCAUGCAUACAAUUUGGCUUAGAGAACAUAAUCGGAUAGCCAGAGAGUUGCAUAGAAUUAACCCUCAUUGGGAAGGUGACACUAUAUUUCACGAGGCACGUAAAAUUGUCGGCGCUGAAUUACAGCACAUUACCUAUCAACAUUGGAUGCCAUAUGUUCUUGGUCCUAAAGGAAUGGAAAAAUUAGGCAAAUAUUUAGGUUAUGACCCUACUAUAAAUCCAGCUAUUGCAAAUGUAUUUGCGACCGCAGCACUAAGAUUUGGGCAUUCCAUUAUAAAUCCAGAAUUAGCACGACUUGAUGAAAAUUUUACAACGAUUGCUGAAGGAGAUUUGUCGCUGGGAAAAGCAUUUUUUACUCCAUGGAGAUUAUCUGACGAAGGUGGCACUGAUCCAUUAAUGCGCGGUUUCUUUACUGUACCUGCUAAAAAGAAGACUCCUAGACAAAACCUUAAUGAUCAACUAAUUGAUCGUUUAUUUACUUCAGCGCAUGCUGUGGCAUUAGACUUGGCUGCGAUGAAUGUGCAACGUAGUAGAGAUCAUGGUAUACCAGGCUAUAAUGAAUGGAGAGUUGUUUGUAAUAUGACUAGAGCUGAAACAUUUGAUGAUCUUCGAAAUGAAAUAAGUGAUCCCGAAGUUAGAAAUAUAUUAAAGCGCCUUUAUGGCCACCCUGGAAAUAUUGACGUUUGGGUUGGAGGAAUUUUAGAAGAUCAAUUACCUUCUAGUAAGAUCGGAAAACUAUUUCAAUGUUUACUUAUAGAACAAUUCAAAAAUCUGCGAGACGGAGACAGAUUUUGGUACGAGAGUCCAUCUACUUUUAGCCCUGCUAAAUUAACCCAGAUUAAACAAGCUUCUCUUGCCAGAGUUCUUUGUGAUAACGGUGACAACAUAACAUUAAUAUCUAAAGAUGUGUUUAAAUUACCAGUAUUACAGUCACCUAAAUUGGUUCCAUGCAGCACUAUACCUAGUAUUGACUUAAGACUUUGGUUUGAGUGUAAUGGAGAUUGUUCUGGCGAAAAUAUGUCUGAAGAGGUAGGUCAUAUGAAAAAAGGAAACACACUGGAUAAAGUCAUGAACUUAACGGACACGAAAUUGGAAGGUUUGAAAUUAGAGGUGAAUGAGUUAAAGAUGGAUAUCAAAAAGUUGAAACGUAAACUUAGACACUUGACAGAAAUUGAUGGGGGUUGUUAUGACACAAAAGCAAAAAAGAGACGUAAGGAAGGAAGAUCAUGGGAAGCCGAAGAAUGCACAAAAUGCGAAUGCAAAAAUUCACAAAUUUUAUGUAAUAAUUUUUGUUAAACUGAAAAUAAUGAAUAAAUGAUCAAUAACAUAAAAAAGUGAUUGACUGUGUACUUUUUAUUUAUUUAUUGAAAUAUAAAAAUACAAUAUAUUUUGUAAA
Daktulosphaira vitifoliae (grape phylloxera) is the source of this 4376-nucleotide messenger RNA. RefSeq names its product peroxidasin. Gene Ontology annotation, molecular function: heme binding; protein binding; peroxidase activity. Gene Ontology annotation, biological process: response to oxidative stress. The coding region runs from base 47 to 4276 and encodes 1409 amino acids. The record is from RefSeq and is a predicted model, not a curated record. Lineage: Eukaryota; Metazoa; Arthropoda; Insecta; Hemiptera; Phylloxeridae. The transcript is spliced from 24 exons.